AGAACAUACAAAAAAGUGACAAAAGCAAUGACGUCAUGAUGCCCCGUGCAUUAAAACAGAACAUAACUCCCACACGGCGUCGUUUUCUGCUUUCAAUACCCCAAUGCGAUCGGUAUCUUUCGUUGAAUCGUAAGAAGACAAAAGUCCACUCUUUGACUUCUCUUACAAUUGGAAAAACUCUCAAACUGGAAAAUUUUCCAAGUUUUCUUCUUUUGUUGACCCAACAACCAAAAUCUAAGAAUUUCAAUUUCAACUUCCCGAUCGUGUCUCCUUCUUGAUUCUCAAUCACCCAAUCCAUUUCAAGAGAGAAGAAAAAGAAAACAGAGCAAAGAUCAAAAACCUUACACAAAUGCUUUCUUGUUCAAUUUCAAAAGCUUAACCACUAAACCCAGAUGCCGAUUCUGACUCUUCUUCUUCUUAUUCUGGGUUUGUUUAUAAGCCCUUCUGUUUCAGACUCGAGAGGAGACACAGUGGCUCAGAUAUGCAACAACAGAACAACGACGCCGCAACAGAGAAGUCUCUUCGUCACCAAUUUCCUCGCCGCCAUGGACGCGGUCUCUCCACUAGUGGAAGCUAAAGGUUACGGACAAGUGGUCAACGGUACCGGAAACUUAACCGUCUACGCUUACGGAGAGUGUAUAAAAGAUCUUGAUAAGAAAGAUUGCGACUUGUGUUUCGCUCAGAUCAAAGCUAAAGUUCCUCGUUGCUUACCUUUCCAAAAAGGUACUCGUGGUGGUCAAGUCUUCUCAGAUGGUUGCUACAUCAGGUACGAUGACUACAAUUUCUAUAACGAGACGUUAAGCUUGCAAGACCGGACAGUUUGUGCUCCAAAGGAGAUUACCGGAGUAAACCGGACGGUAUUUCGGGAUAACGCUGCAGAGUUGGUUAAGAACAUGAGUGUGGAGGCGGUGAGAAAUGGUGGAUUCUAUGCUGGUUUUGUGGAUAGACAUAACGUGACGGUUCAUGGUCUGGCUCAGUGUUGGGAGACUCUUAAUAGAAGUGGUUGUGUUGAGUGUUUGAGUAAAGCUUCAGUGAGGAUUGGUUCUUGUUUGGUUAAUGAAGAAGGUCGAGUUCUUAGUGCUGGUUGCUAUAUGAGGUUUUCUACUCAAAAGUUUUAUAACAAUUCUGGAAAUUCUACAUCAGAUGGUAAUGGUGGUCAUAACCAUUUGGGUGUGAUUUUGGCGGUGACAUCUUCGGUUGUGGCUUUUGUUCUGUUGGUCUCUGCCGCUGGUUUCUUGCUUAAAAAGAGACACGCCAAGAAGCAAAGAGAGAAGAAGCAACUAGGGUCAUUAUUCAUGCUUGCGAACAAAUCUAAUCUCUGUUUCUCCUAUGAGAAUCUCGAGAGGGCUACCGAUUACUUCAGCGACAAAAAUAAGUUAGGACAAGGAGGAUCUGGCUCUGUCUAUAAGGGAGUUCUUACUAAUGGUAAGACUGUUGCAGUAAAGAGACUGUUCUUCAACACAAAGCAAUGGGUGGAUCAUUUCUUCAACGAAGUUAAUCUAAUAAGCCAAGUAGACCACAAGAACCUUGUUAAGCUCUUGGGAUGCAGCAUAACUGGACCAGAGAGCCUUCUGGUCUAUGAAUACAUUGCAAAUCAAAGCCUCCACGACUAUCUUUUCGUAAGAAAAGAUGUUCAACCGUUGAAUUGGGCAAAGAGAUUCAAGAUUAUACUUGGUACAGCAGAAGGAAUGGCGUAUCUUCACGAGGAGUCAAAUCUUAGAAUCAUACAUAGAGAUAUUAAGCUGAGUAAUAUCCUUUUGGAAGAUGAUUUUACUCCAAGAAUUGCUGAUUUUGGAUUGGCUAGAUUGUUCCCAGAGGACAAGACUCAUAUCAGCACUGCCAUCGCCGGUACACUGUAAAGUCUCAAAACUUAUCUUUGUAACUUUAAUAUCUCUCUCUACCGUUUCUUGUGUUGUUUCUGAAGAUUCUUACUUGUGGAAACAGAGGCUACAUGGCACCAGAAUAUGUAGUACGAGGAAAACUAACUGAGAAAGCAGACGUUUAUAGUUUUGGAGUUCUUAUGAUUGAAGUUAUAACCGGAAAACGUAACAAUGCCUUCGUACAAGACGCUGGUUCGAUCCUACAAUCGGUAUGGAGUCUGUACAGAACAAGCAAUGUGGAAGAGGCAGUGGAUCCAAUCUUAGGUGAUAACUUCAACAAGAUAGAAGCGUCACGGCUACUUCAAAUUGGGCUUCUCUGUGUUCAAGCAGCGUUUGAUCAGCGGCCUGCGAUGUCUGUGGUUGUGAAAAUGAUGAAAGGGAGUUUGGAGAUUCAUACGCCGACGCAACCACCGUUUCUGAAUCCAGGAAGUGUAGUAGAGAUGAGAAAGAUGAUGAUGACUCCCACGACGAAUCAGUCUAAUUCUUCAGGAUCAAGGAGUGACUACAUAACCGAGGGUUCGAGUUUCUUUGAACCUAGAUGAGGUUUUAGAUCGUGUUAGAUAUAUCAGUAUCCUUUCGUGUGGAUUCUGAAUCAUCUUGUGUCAUAUGUACAAAAAUUGAGAUGCCAAUUAAUCGUGUGUUAGCUAGGAACUGAGGGUUACUUAUGUGCCACGACAAUGUCAUAGAAGCUAGGAAGUGAACAAUGUAGAGCUUACAUGACGGGGACAGAUUCCGGUUUAGCCUCGGUUUUGAUUGUAGUGAUUCGGUUUACGGUUCAGUAGUUUUAUUUUGUGUGUUAAUUUUGAGUAGCUUUGUAUAUUAGUAAGCGGUUUUUGUGUU
Messenger RNA from Arabidopsis thaliana (thale cress), 2720 nucleotides. RefSeq names its product cysteine-rich RLK (RECEPTOR-like protein kinase) 3 (gene CRK3). Lineage: Eukaryota; Viridiplantae; Streptophyta; Magnoliopsida; Brassicales; Brassicaceae. Gene Ontology annotation, cellular component: membrane. The transcript has 7 exons. Gene Ontology annotation, molecular function: protein serine kinase activity; ATP binding; protein kinase activity. The coding region runs from base 393 to 1859 and encodes 488 amino acids. The record is from RefSeq and is marked reviewed.